Messenger RNA from Oryzias melastigma (Indian medaka), 4592 nucleotides. RefSeq names its product collagen, type XXVIII, alpha 1b (gene col28a1b). Bases 91 to 3783 code for a protein of 1230 amino acids. Gene Ontology annotation, molecular function: serine-type endopeptidase inhibitor activity. The transcript is spliced from 33 exons. NCBI's taxonomy places the organism in Eukaryota, Metazoa, Chordata, Actinopteri, Beloniformes, Adrianichthyidae. The record is from RefSeq and is a predicted model, not a curated record.
AAAACACUUCUUAAAUGUUAACUCCUUUAUCUGAAACUUGUCUGAAUCUGCACAGAUUAUUGUUCGAAUAAUGGUUUACAUGUUUAGGGUAUGCAGGAUUUUAGAUCAAAACUCCCAGCGUAUUUGACACAAAAAAUAACACGUUUUUCCACCGUCAGGAUGGACAUUUUUUUAAGUAGCCAAAGAAAAGGACUGGUUUUGUGUCUGCUGCUGCUGGCGUUCACGCAUGAGGUUAAAGGCCAGAGGAGGAAGAAUACGGGCCGGAAAAACUACAGGCUGCAGAACGAGGAGGGACAAGCUCCUUCGUCCAAGCUGACAUGUUCUCUGGAGGUGGCCUUCAUCUUGGACAGCUCUGAGAGCUCGAAAUGCUGCUUCGAGAAGCAGAAGGCCUUCGUGUUGAAGUUCAGCACCCGGCUGGCCAUGCUGCCGGUGGACUUUGAGCUGCGGGUGCGGAUGGCUGCGGUCCAGUUCAGCAGCUCCGUGUACAUCGAGCACAGUUUCUCUGACUUCAAAGACCUGGACACCUUCCAAGGCAAAGUCAGCGCCAUGAGCUACAUCGGGCACGGCACCUACACCACCUACGCCAUCACCAACGCCACGCAGAUGCUGGUGAAGGAGACGCCGAAGAACAGCGUCAGGGUGGCGGUGCUGAUGACCGACGGCGUCGAUCAUCCUCGUAACCCCGACGUGCUGACCGCUGCCGCUGAGGCCAAAGGCUACGGCAUCAAGAUCUUUGCCAUUGGGUUGUCCAGCAUCGCCCAGCAGAGGCAGAACAACGCCAAACUCCGGGCAAUCGCCAGCGCGCCCGCUCAGCAGUUUGUCCAGAGCCUCCUGGACCCUCUACUGGAGGAGAAGCUGCUCAGAGAAAUGGGCACAGUUGCCAUAAAAGAGUGUCCUAAAUGCUUGUGUGAAAAAGGAGAACGAGGUUUACCUGGAGCUCUGGGUCCAAAGGGAGACGUUGGGGACCGAGGACCACCAGGUCAAAAGGGAGCGACGGUGAGAAACCCUUUCAUUUGGUGUAAGUCGCCUUCUUCAGAUCUUAGCGUGACUCCUUUCUUUUCAAAGGGGGAGCCUGGCUUUGAUGGUCUACCUGGCGGUGACGGCCCUCCGGGCCCUCCAGGUUACAAAGGGAGCAAGGGAGAAAGAGGAGAAUGUGGCCCUCCUGGAGCUAAAGGGGACAUUGGACCUGAGGGAUCAUCCGGCUCCCCGGGACCAAAAGGAGAACAGGGAGCAGCAGGACCGCCUGGAGACAUCGGUCCUGAAGGGCCUGCAGGACCUAAAGGUAACAGAGGACCCGAUGGGUCACCUGGACCACCGGGAGACUCUGGGAUCGGAUUCCCCGGAGACAAGGGUGAGAAAGGUCUUCAGGGAAGACCCGGUCCUCCAGGUCCAGUUGGAACCGGAGAACCAGGACUGCCGGGACCACCAGGACCCUCUGGAGCUCAGGGAAGCCCUGGACCUCCAGGAGAAGGGUAUCCAGGACCUAAAGGGGAUCGAGGAUUUGAAGGCCCACGAGGACUUCGUGGGAUUCCAGGUGUUGGGAUUAAGGGAGACAAGGGCAUCCGUGGACCAACCGGGGUUCAGGGUCCAAUCGGUCUACCUGGGGUUGGACUCCAAGGAGAAAAGGGAGACCAGGGUCCACCUGGACCAGCGGGACCAAGAGGAGCUCCAGGUGUGGGAAUAACAGGACCAAAGGGGGAUCAGGGCCCUCCAGGUGAGCCUGGUCUGCCAGGUGAGAGAGGAAAAGGAGAAGCUGGACCUAAAGGGGACCCUGGAGCUCCAGGACUGACCGGUCUGCCAGGUCAACCAGGAGAGGAUGGAAUCCCCGGACAAAAGGGGGACAUCGGGCUGCCGGGGCCCAGGGGUCCUGACGGGGCUCCGGGGAAAGGGGCCCCUGGACAGAAGGGAGACAGAGGAGACAGGGGGAGCCGAGGACUGCCGGGGGCAACGGGUCCGCAGGGGCCGAUGGGGCAAAAGGGGGUGUUAGGAAAUAUCGGGCCCCCGGGAUUAACCGGACCCCCUGGGAGGGGCAUCCCCGGUGCCAAGGGUGACGUGGGUCUGCCGGGUCCUCCUGGACCCACGGGAGAGCCAGGGAUCGGUUUGAUGGGACCCAAGGGCGACAGAGGGCAGCCAGGGCCUGUGGGGCGUCCUGGACUGAAAGGUGAAGGCUUCUCCGGUCCUCCAGGACUUCCUGGGCCCCCAGGCCUGCCUGGAGAGACCGGACAAGAUGGUUUCGGAUUACCUGGACAGAAAGGAGACCGAGGAAAUCCGGGACCUCUGGGACCCGCCGGGCCUCCGGGGAUCGGGUUGAUUGGUCCAAAGGGUGCAAUGGGUCAGAUGGGACCCGCAGGUCCUCCAGGGUUACCAGGAGAGGGCAUCCAGGGGCAGAAGGGGGAUCCUGGAUUUCAGGGGCUUCCAGGACCCAGAGGUUUUCCGGGUCAGGGUCUGCAGGGAGACAAGGGGGACCGAGGAUUGAGGGGGGAGACGGGGAAGAAAGGAGACAGAGGGGAACCGGGGCUGCUGGGACCCGUCGGACCUGCGGGCAGAGUGGGACAGAAAGGAGAGCCUGGACUUACACGGGAGGAGAUCAUCGAAAUCGUCCGGAACGUUUGCCGCUGUGGGGAAUGCAUCUCCACGCCGCUGGAGCUCAUCUUUGUGAUUGACAGCUCCGAGAGCGUCGGCCCGGAAAACUUCAACCUGAUCAAAGACUUUGUGAACGCCGUGGUGGACCGCACGUCUGUGGGGCGCAACAGCACGCGCAUCGGCGUGGUCCUGUACAGCCACAUCAACGUGGUGGUGCUCAGCCUCAUGCAGGAGGCCACCAAGGACCAGGUCAAGUCUGCCGUGCGCUCCAUGAGCUACCUGGGGGAGGGCACCUACACGGGCAGCGCCAUCCAGGAGGCCAACCAGAUGUUCAAGGCGGCGCGGGCGGGCGUGAGGAAGGUGGCCAUCAUCAUCAGCGACGGACAGGCGGACAGAAGGGACUCCGUGAGUCUGGAGAGCGCCGUGGCCGAAGCGCAAAGAGACAACAUCGAGAGGUUUGUGAUCGGGGUGGUGAACGAGAGCGACCCCCAGUCUGAGGAGUUCAAGAAGGAGCUCAACUUCAUCGCCUCGGAUCCGGACAACGAGCACGUCUUCCUCAUCAGUGACUUCAAGACGCUGCAAGUCCUGGAGAAAAAUCUGAUGCGCUGCAUUCUGGAACCGGGACAGAACCACUUGUUCAGCCCCAUCCUGUUUCAGGAGUUCUCUGAUGUCGUUCGGAAUCCUCCGUUCAGGAUAGAAACUCCGACCUUCAAGGAAGACUUCGGGACUAUUCAGACCGUGCCCGACGUUGUAGCGUCCCGACCCGACAGGAAGUCUGUAACUCUGCAGAGACCGAAGACGGAGAACGGCAGGAGCUCCUCGAAAACCCAGAGGCUGCCGUCGUUCGACAGAGAGCCCUUCAGACCGGUCACAGAGUUCCUCCCCCAGUUUGAGAUCAACAAGCCGCCAAACCACAUCAACGGCCUGUUGGAGGCAGUCGGCCCCACGCUGAGGGCCCGACCCGAUGAGGAGAUCCCGGAGGCGUCUCCGUCGACCUCCGCUCUGCUGUCCUCAGACGCCCACAUAUCAGACGGCUGCUACCAGACUCUGGACCCGGGGCCGUGUCGGGACUACGUGGUGAAGUGGUACUACGACGCCAUAGCCAACUCCUGCGCUCAGUUCUGGUUCGGAGGUUGCCUUGGAAACGAGAACCGGUUUGACAGUGAGCGGAGCUGCAGGGAAACCUGCGUGAAGUUCUGAGGCUUCGACCACAAACACCAUCGGAAAGAUGGAAAUGCUAAAACGCCGCUUUCAUCUCCUGUCUUUUAGUUUCUCUCUUUGUUUAGACGAAAAUGAACCUAAAAGGUUAGAAAAGCAUCAAACCAAAAAGCAGAUCUAGGUUUCAAACUGAGUUAGUUUUUAUUAAAUGUGUUUUUUUUUAUCUUGUUUUGUAUUUUGGAUAAAAUCAUUUUUAUGUUUGUAAUUCUAACGAAUCCAACAUUUCAGGGGCAUUUUAAAGAAAUGCUGUCAUUGUAGUUCUUCUAAAUAAAUGUAAAGCAAUGCAAGUUUGUCGUCAUGACAACAAUCCGUGCUGCAGAUGAUAUUACUUGAACCAGUUUUUUUUUUAACUUGACAUUUUGAAGCAUCGAUGAAGCCUGCAGAAGCAACAUUACCUCCCAGUUUUUACUUCCAAGCCCCUUGUUUCAGAGCAGAUCUGAUUUCUAUGAUCCCGCCUCCAAUAAAGGUAUUUAAUGCCUCCCUUUCAUAUAAUUGACGCCUCCGUCUGUAAUUCUGGAUGAUAACAAGCCUCUGCACACAUGACCUGUAGACGGAGCUCCACCGUGAGGAUCAGGAAAACCUGCAACUGGGUGUAAAAACAGUGGAAACAAAGCAGCAGGAAAAGAGGAAACGGCUCGGUUAUUUCUGCUGAUAAAUGUGCAGCUUUGUGUCCACAUUUCUGAUGCUUUCUAUGGAAAUCGUGUUUAACAAGAACUCCAUCCACAUCUUGGAAGUCCAGAUGUUUCUGUUUAAGCUUCUCGUUUGCACAAUUUUAUUAUUUAAAACUCGUG